AUGAAUGUCAAAGGCUUAUCAGGACAUAGUCUCAUAGGUGAAGGGUUCUACAACGUUUAUUAUGCUUCGAAAAACUUAUUUUCUAGACAAAUGAAAGGUGAACACAUCGAUUACUGUUUAUUCGGCGUUCUCCCUGCAGCGAUUGAACAAGAUAUCCUCAUCGCCUGUGCCCCACGCUCUACUCUCGUAUCCUCUCAAGGCGGUUCGCACGAGCCAGGUCAUGUCACUGCAGAGAACUCGCAAAUGAAAUACGCUCCACAGACUUUUGCACCAUCACAGAAACGGCGAGGAAGUGUCACGGAAGGCCAAAUAAACAUCGAGGAAUGGCAUUUGGACAUCAACAAGAAGGAAUUGAGAUGGGAGAGCUAUGUCAAGGCGGGAUACUAUGGAGUCUUGAACACUUAUUUCAGCGGCGAUCCAUCCUCUCUCCCAGUACCUGUGGAUCUGCUCGUUACAGGAGCGGUGCCUGCAGGUUCAGGUUUAUCUUCUAGCGCAGCAAUGGUAGUUGCCAGCACCUUAACCUUUCUAGCAGUCAACGGAAAGCUAGAUGCAAACUCGACGGCUACCGAAAACUCAAAGAAGAUAAGCAAAGGCGAUUUGGUAAGAAUGGCAGUUGCAAACGAGUAUCGUGUCGGUGUAAAUUCGGGCGGUAUGGAUCAAGCCGCUUCUGUCAUUUCAAAUUCUUCAGCUGCGCUUUACAUCUCAUUCUUCCCUAAGCUGGAUGCUUCUCCUGCUCCCCUUCCCCCUGGAGCGGUAUUCGUUUGUGCCAAUUCACUGGUUGUUUCCGACAAAGCCGUAACCGCGAAAACCAAUUACAACUUACGAGUUGUGGAGACACUUGCCGCUGCACGGAUUUUGGCUCGACAUCUCAACUUGCCCAUCGAAAAAGACGAAAAAAUUCAGCUUCGAGAGGUCGUAGGCAGGAUGGUUGGUGAGGUUAAGGAAGAAGGCGAGAUGCCUGUAGAGAGAUUAAUCGAAGCUUUGAAGAGGAUGGAUGGUGAACUGGAUGUAUUGAAACCAACCAGGGAAUCCGCCGACGGACAACUCGGGGUCACGCUCGAUGAGAUGAUAGAGAAGUCGGGUUUAUCCAAGGAAAACUUCCAUGACGUGUAUCUAUCAUGGGUCGAAGUUGAAGCUACACACUUCCAGCUCUUUAAGAGAGCCAAACAUGUGUUCUCAGAGGCAUUACGCGUCCUCGAAUUCCGGCAGACUUGCCUUGAUGCUACUGCCAAUCCUUCGUUUUCACCGUUAGAUGUCAUCAAACGAUUAGGCGAUCUCAUGAACGAAUCUCAGAAGAGUUGCAAUGAGCUCUACCAGUGUUCCUGCCCCGAGUUGAACCAGCUCACGGCACUCGCAAGGGAAGCCGGCGCGUACGGGAGUCGAUUGACUGGAGCGGGUUGGGGAGGCUGCACUGUAUCAAUUGUUGCGGAGGAUAAAGUAGAGUCAUUUAUCAAGCAAGUCAGCGAAGCGUAUCCAUUAUACAAAACCCUGAAGGGAGAUGCCUUGAAGGAGGCGAUUUUCGCAACCAAACCUAGCAGCGGCGCGUGUGUGUUCAAAUUCGAAGAUUGA
Molecule: messenger RNA, 1569 nt
Organism: Marasmius oreades (fairy-ring Marasmius)
Lineage: Eukaryota; Fungi; Basidiomycota; Agaricomycetes; Agaricales; Marasmiaceae
Exons: 8
Coding region: 1-1569 (522 amino acids)
Biological process (GO): galactose metabolic process; carbohydrate phosphorylation
Cellular component (GO): cytosol; cytoplasm
Molecular function (GO): galactokinase activity; ATP binding
Source: RefSeq, a predicted model, not a curated record